UGGGAUAUAAUCGUUGUAUAUAGUUUUGCAAUUUUGAAAAUGUCAAGAAGCUAUAAGUGGAUAUAUGGGUGUUAUUAAAUAGGUAUGAUCGAUCUUUCUUAAUUACAACAUCAAUUCCUACUCGAAGAAAUUAAAGAAAGCCAUACAUACAUCAACCUUAAUUCUUUCCAUGGCAACAAUGGAGAAUAAUCAUGUGUCGAAGUGGUUCGAUGUUCAAUCUGUGCCACAGAGCCACACUUACUCCAUUGAUCUCAGACCAGGAAAUGAUCCAAUCCCUACUUGUAAUAAAAUCCCAAUUAUCGAUCUCCAAAGGGAUGAUGAAGCAGUUCAACAAAUCAUCGAAGCCAGCCAAGAAUAUGGUCUCUUUCUGGUGAUCAAUCAUGGGGUGUCCGAGGAUGUAAUAGAAGAAACUGCGCAGGUGAUGGAGGAGCUUUUCGGUCUCCCACAGGAGGAGUUAUCGAAGGAUGCAAAAGAAACCGGUUGGGUCUACUUUUGCAGCACCAACUUUGUAGUCGCCGGCGCUUAUUUAUGGCGCGACAACAUUAAACAUACAUGCCAUCCUUUAAAGGAUUGCGUGCAACGUUGGCCGCGGCAUCCCAUUCGUUACAGGGAUGUGGUGGAAGCAUAUGUAAAGAAUAUUGAGAGGCUGAGUUUGAAGAUACUAGAGAUGAUAUGCCAAGGGUUAGGGUUAGAAAAAGACCACCUAGGAAGUAUGAGUGAGGUCAAAUUCUUGUCGGCGAAUAACUACCCCCCGUGCCCGGAUCCUAGCUUAGCCUUGGGAGUGAUCAAGCAUCAUGAUCACAACCUCAUAACCAUUUUGUACCAAGGGAAUAUUGAAGGGCUUCAAAUAAUGAAAGAUGGCGAGUGGAUUGGCGUCGAAGCUCCCCCGAAUUCCUUUGUUGUCAAUAUCGGCAGCCAACUCCAGAUUAUCAGCAAUGGGAAGCUAAAGAGUAUAGAGCACAGAGCAGUGCCAAAUUUGGAUCAAAAAAGGAUUACCAUUGCAACCUUCGUUAAUCCAAAGCCAGAAAGUGUGAUCGAACCGGCUAAAAUAUUAGUGAACAAAAAUAAUCCUGCUCGAUAUUCUUCCACAUCCUUCAAGGACUUUGUCGAUGCAACCAAGCCCUUUGGCCCUUACACUCAUGUACUUCAAAAUGAUGAGAAACAUUGAUAUCGAUCGUUAUGUGAAUGAACUUAGAGGUCUUUCGGUAAAUAAUGUUUUAGCGAUAUAUCCAAUCAAAGAACAACGCAAUAUAAAUAAAAUUAAAGAAAAUUAUUUUAUGCUACUA
This is a messenger RNA of Andrographis paniculata, 1286 nucleotides long. RefSeq names its product hyoscyamine 6-dioxygenase-like. The coding region runs from base 170 to 1168 and encodes 332 amino acids. The transcript is spliced from 4 exons. The record is from RefSeq and is a predicted model, not a curated record. Lineage: Eukaryota; Viridiplantae; Streptophyta; Magnoliopsida; Lamiales; Acanthaceae.